This is a messenger RNA of Juglans microcarpa x Juglans regia, 2010 nucleotides long. RefSeq lists its product as uncharacterized. The coding region runs from base 1 to 2010 and encodes 669 amino acids. Lineage: Eukaryota; Viridiplantae; Streptophyta; Magnoliopsida; Fagales; Juglandaceae. The record is from RefSeq and is a predicted model, not a curated record. Gene Ontology annotation, molecular function: aspartic-type endopeptidase activity. Gene Ontology annotation, biological process: proteolysis. The transcript is spliced from 10 exons.
AUGGGGAGGAACACUUUAAUUAUCACUUUUGCUAACCAUGCAGAUAAGAAUCGUGUGGAGAGUGGCAGGCCAUGGCUCUUCGAUGGUCCCAUGUUCGUGAUGAAUGCAUUUGAUGGUUACACCCCUCUUAGCAAGAUCACCUUCAAUGCAGCAUUAUGGGUCCAGUUCCAUAACCUGCCUUUGGUAGGGAUGUCAAGGGAGUGUGGGUCGAAACGGGGGAGUUCAUUAGGUGUGGUGGAGGAGGUGGAGUGUAGAAGAAUUAUUCAUGAGGAAGUAGGUUGCCAAAUAACAGAUGCUAUGGAGGUUGACAACAAACAGUUUGGAAGCUGGCUUCGUGCGGACUCAGGUGGACGUAAAGCGGAUAGGGAAGCUAGAGCUCGAGAGUUCACCAACUUGGUGCAAGGGACUAUGAGUGUGUGCCAGUAUGCUGCAAGGUUUGCGGAAUUAUCACGCUUUGCCUCAUACCUGAUUCCUGAUGAGGAAAAGAAGACCAGAAAGUUUGAGGAAGAAUUGGUGCACAAGGCGAUGUUAGUCGAGCAGAAUCUCAACAGGAGUGCUGAAUUGCAAGAACAGAGAAAGAGAGCUGCUCCACAAGGAUUCUCUAAUUUAGAUCAAAGGCCACGGAAGAAGAGAAAUGAGGGAAGCAGUUCAAAGAACAAUAGAAGGCCCAACCAACCUCAAAACUCUAGGCCAAAUAACCAAGGCAACAAUCAGCAGAGGACUGUACCGGCACGAGUGUUUGCUUUAACACCGGGAGAAGCUGAGGAUAAGAAUGAUGUCAUCACAGGAAUUAUCCCCCUGUUUCUCAAUAAGGCUACUGUUUUAUUUGACUCGGGGGCUACCCACUCCAUUAUUUCAAUGGAUUAUGUUAAGUUCUGCCCCGUUGAUGCUGAUGAGAUGCAUUACAAUUUGAGGGUCUCACCCUCAGCAAAUGAUAUAGUGACUUGCAACAAGAUUAUACUUAAGUGCCCAAUAACUAUUAGCGGGAAGGAAAUAUCAGCUAACCUGAUAGUCUUUCCUAUGACUGGGUUUGAUGUUGACAAGUUAUUACGUAAUGGGUGUCAAGGGUUCUUGGCUUUCGUGGUGGAUGAAACAAGGGAAGAGUUGGAGUUAGAAGAGAUUCCUAUUGUGAGAGAAUAUCCUGAGGUUUUUCCUGAAGAUUUGUCUGGAUUGCCACCCAAGCAGGAGAUAGAGUUUGCUAUUGAGUUAGCCCCAGGCACGACACCUUUUUCCAAAGCCCCUUAUCAAAUGGCACCAUCAGAGUUAGCCGAGCUCAAAGAACAGUUGCAAGACUUAUUAGACAAAGUGGUGUUUAUUGACGACAUAUUAAUCUACUCCAAGAGCAAAGCUGAACAUGAAGACCAUCUGAGACAAGUACUGGGGACACUCAGGAAUAAGAAAUUAUUUGCUAAGUUGAAGAAGUUCUCAAAAGAAGGUAUUUCAGUAGACCCCGGGAAAAUUGAAGCAAUAGUUAAUUGGACCCAACCAACCAAUGUGCAUGAAGUUAGGAGUUUCUUGGGUUUGGCUGGAUAUUACCGUCGGUUUAUAAACAAUUUCUCAAAAAUAGAGGUUUCUCUUACCGCCCUUACUAGGAAGAACAAUAAGUAUGAAUGGACUAAAAAUCAUGGGAAAGUAAUAGCAUAUGCAUCUCGACAAUUGAAGACAUAUGAGCAAAACUACCCCACUCAUGAUUUGGAGUUGGCCGCUGUUGUCUUUGCACUUAAAAUCUGGAGGUAUUAUUUAUAUGCUGAAAGGUGCGAAAUCUACCCGGAUCAGAAGAGUUUGAAAUAUUUUUUCACUCAGAAGGAACUGAAUAUGAGACAGAGGAGAUGGCUUGAACUAGUCAAAGAUUAUGACUGCAAUAUUAACUAUCAUCAAGGCAAAGCUAAUGUUGUAGUUGAUGCACUUAGCAGGAAGCCAAUGGGACCAGCAGUUGCUACUCUUACCUCUCAGCCCCAUUUAAUAAUGGAUUUAGAGAGGGCUGCUAUUGAGGUUGUUACUGGUGACUAG